ACACGAGCAUUGUAGUAUUUCCCUUAGUUAUUCCAAAUCUUCGUAAUGAGCAAAUUAAAUCGGGAAAUUCAGACGUCCUUUUCAGAUGAUGAUAAUCCACCUCCGCCGCCGCCACCGCCACCGCCAAAGAAGGAACCGCCCAAUGACACACCACCACCGAAUCCGCAGCCGGACAAGCCGCCUCCGGGCUCAGCCGAUAUCGAAGCCAUCCCAGAGCCGAGGGUUCGGCCAUCCCGAUACAUCACAACCACCGAGGAUGACAAGGAUUCGGGCUUCGAGACGAUCGCCGUCUACCUGUCCCUGUUCUUUGUGAUCAUCACAUUCCCCUUGUCGAUCUUCCUGUGCCUGAUUGUGGUGAAGGAGUACCAUCGGAUGCUGAUCUUUCGACUGGGUCGGGUCAGGAAGGGCGUCCGGGGGCCUGGCCUCGUGUGGACUCUGCCGUGCAUCGACUCCUUCGUCAAGGUGGAUCUACGCACCUUUGCGACCGAGGUGCCCUCCCAGGACAUCCUCACCAGAGACUCGGUGACGAUUUCCGUGGACGCAGUGCUGUACUACUGCAUCAAGGAUCCCAUGGACGCCCUCAUUCAGGUGGACGAUGCGAAGGAGGCCACCGUGCUGAUAGCCCAGACCACACUGCGGCACAUAGUCGGCGCCAAGCCGCUCCACACCCUCCUCACCUCGAGGGAGACUCUGUCCAAGGAGAUCCAGCUUGCCGUCGAUGAGAUCACGGAGCGAUGGGGAGUGCGAGUGGAGAGAGUGGACGUGAUGGACAUCAGCUUACCCUAUACACUUCAGCGAUCCUUGGCCAGUGAGGCAGAGGCCGUUAGGGAGGCGCGUGCCAAGAUCAUCUCAGCCGAGGGCGAGCUGAAUGCCUCGCAGGCGCUCAAAGAGGCCUCCGAUGUGAUGUCCCAGAACAAGAUCACCCUGCAGCUGAGACAUCUACAAAUUCUCACCUCGAUCGCCGCGGAGCGCCGUUGCAGUAUCAUUUACCCCUUCCCCAUGGAGAUAAUGACGCCCUUCAUGGACAGCGGUGGGGGUGGUGGCGGACGAAGCCGCGGGGGUACCGGCGGGGAUCCCGGCGGCAAGAGACGGGACAGUAUUCUGACCAAUUUCUUCUUUGGCAAACCCGAAGCUGAUUCGAGUUCGAAUUCUUCUCCAAUGGAGCCCAAGUCAGAUGUUGCUUCCGACCAGGCGGAAUCCGAACAGGAUCCGAAUAAUUCGAGCGACACAAGGGGUGGCGAGACCCAUGCGUCGGAGAUGCCAGGAGGCUCGAGGGCACCGCAGCAAGAAAGGCCGUUGGCGUUGGCGUUUAUGGACAUCCUAAGCUAUCAGCAGUUCCUGCAAAAUCGUCGAUAAUCAGGCCCUCGGCCUGGGCUGGCAGACAAUGUCCCGGGAGCAGGACAAUGACAAGGCCAAGCGUGAAAUAAACAACAGUCACGUCAGCUCCGUGGGCCACAGACUUGAUUGAAGGGCAUUACUUGUUCCCUGUGUUGUGCUCCCUGGUCCCUCGCACAGACACUGAGACGACAUUGACACUGGUAUUCGGUAUUCGGUGGCCUCAAAGCAUUUUUUUACGAUAAAAAGUAGCUGGAUAUUUGGUCCUUUAUAUUCUUGCUGCAGAGGCAAUUUAUCUCUUUUAAUAAAUUGGAAGAUUUCUGUCGA
This is a messenger RNA of Drosophila obscura, 1662 nucleotides long. Its product is annotated as stomatin. The record is from RefSeq and is a predicted model, not a curated record. Bases 46 to 1356 code for a protein of 436 amino acids. Gene Ontology annotation, cellular component: plasma membrane. The transcript is spliced from 7 exons. NCBI's taxonomy places the organism in Eukaryota, Metazoa, Arthropoda, Insecta, Diptera, Drosophilidae.